AUGGAAAUAGACGACAUCGAUAGGUCCACUCCGUUCCCUUGGGAGCUGGGCGUGUUCGACGCCCACUGUCACCCGACAGAUACAAUGGCUUCAAUCAACGAUAUCCCCUCUAUGAAAGCGAGAACACUCGCGAUAAUGGCUACCAGGGCCCAGGAUCAGGAGCUGGUUGCUCAAGUUGCUUCCAAGCUUUUAGAUCCAGACCUAACGGAUCCUUCCAACCGAGAAGAAUCCCAGCCAGAUAGAAAGGUCAUUCCUUGCUUCGGCUGGCAUCCCUGGUUCUCCCAUCAGCUAUUCGAUGAUCUAAACUCCACGCAAAACAAGGACAUAGAUAAAAUCGAGCAUUACAAAUCCGUCCUGACCCCAUCAAUUCAAGACGAGCAUCUACUCGAUGACCUCCCCAACCCUCGCCCCCUUUCAACCUUCAUCCGGGAGACAAGACAGCAUCUACUCACAUAUCCACACGCACUGGUAGGCGAAAUUGGGCUCGAUCGCGCCUUUCGCAUCCCCAACGCUUGGUUUCCGCAUGAGAUAUCAAACCGCGAUUCGUCACGGACGCCGGGAUCGCGAGAAGGUAGAACCCUUUCACCUUACCGCGUGCAGCUGUCCCACCAGAAAGCCAUUCUGAAAGCUCAGCUUCAACUAGCCGGGGAACUCCAGCGGCCGGUAUCUAUCCACAGCGUGCAAGCGCAUGGUGCGGUACUCCAAGUCCUUCAAGACUUGUUCAAGGGAUACGAGAAGCCUGUUGUAUCCAAACGGCAGCGCAAAAGACGGGGUAGCGUUGAGGGUGCUCAUGAUGGAGAGAGCGAGGAUGCGCUAGAUAGUAGUCGCCGUGAGGCAGGCGAUUCACCUUUGCCUUUUCCGCCAAGGAUAUGCAUGCAUUCAUAUUCUGGUCCCGUGGAGCCCUUACGACAAUUCUUGCACCCGUCCAGUCCCGCGGAUGUGUAUUUCUCGUUCUCCAACGUUAUUAAUUUUUCGAAUGGGCCAGCGUCCAAGGUCGUGGAGGUGCUGAAGGGAAUCCCUGAUGAUAGGAUUUUGGUGGAGAGCGAUUUGCAUUGCGCGGGGCCCAAGAUGGAUGACAUGUUAGAGGUUAUUACGAGGAGUCUAUGUGAGAUUCGGGGCUGGGGCCUGGAAGAGGGUGUAAACAAGCUUGGAAAAAACUGGAAAACAUUCAUCAACGGUUAA
This is a messenger RNA of Uncinocarpus reesii 1704, 1182 nucleotides long. RefSeq lists its product as uncharacterized. The transcript has a single exon. Bases 1 to 1182 code for a protein of 393 amino acids. The record is from RefSeq and is a predicted model, not a curated record. Gene Ontology annotation, molecular function: hydrolase activity, acting on ester bonds. Lineage: Eukaryota; Fungi; Ascomycota; Eurotiomycetes; Onygenales; Onygenaceae.